AUGACUCGCUGCAUAGAGUUCCCUGGGCGCAAGUAUGACAGCGAAAGAGCAAGAUGCAAAGAUGAAACCAUAACUUACAAUAGAUAUUGGUCGCCUCAAUUUGGAGUUGAUCUGUUCAGGAAUCCGUAUCUCUUAGCUGGUUCAGGGAAGCAAGUUGCCAAACAGGUCUUUGCAUGGUCCGAUGAGCUGGCGAGGUGUGAUAGCUGGAUCAUCAAGAGUGCAGUAGGUAGAUUUUUGAAGCGAGUUGCGCCGUCCAAUACGGUGCAUCGGGAAGGCUGGUCACUGCCUUACCGUAAAAGAGCAUUGGGUGCGAAUUGGAGAAGCACGAAGUGCUGGGCCUGA
This is a messenger RNA of Melampsora larici-populina 98AG31, 342 nucleotides long. RefSeq lists its product as uncharacterized. The record is from RefSeq and is a predicted model, not a curated record. The coding region runs from base 1 to 342 and encodes 113 amino acids. Lineage: Eukaryota; Fungi; Basidiomycota; Pucciniomycetes; Pucciniales; Melampsoraceae. The transcript is spliced from 2 exons.